AUUCUUUCUCUUGCCACCAGGUGAGGAAGGACGUGUUUGCUUCCCCUUCCGCCAUGAUUGUCACUUUCCUGAGGCCUCCCCAGCCAUGCUAAACUUGCUAUGCACAGGAUAGGUCCUAAAUAUAUAUGAGUAAGAUUUAUUGUGGAAGUGGAAGCAACGAGUGAAAGGUGUGUGAGAAGGCAUGAUUUGCCUGCAAGGACCUCUCGAGGGGAUUGGACUCUCUGAUCACGUUGUGAUCCAAAGGAAGGAGGCCGGAGGUCUCUACUUCCCAUAGAGCUGGUAACUAAGUUGUCUGUAGCAGACUAUCUACAGGCAUAUCGUGAGACGACCCAGACGUCCCUGGAGUCAGAGAGGACCUUGCCUGCAAGUCCGGGGGCGGGGCCUGAGCCAGUCUCGCUAGCUGCCGGUCCUUCAGGGUCUCCACAACUUUCUAUCCGUCCGCGUCAGCUCCUUGCCACCCUCAUCUCCAGCAUGCCUGGUCCGACCCCCAGUGGCACUAACGUGGGAUCCUCAGGGCGCUCUCCUAGCAAAGCAGUGGCCGCCCGGGCGGCGGGAUCCACUGUCCGGCAGAGGAAAAAUGCCAGCUGUGGGACAAGGAGUGCAGGCCGCACAACCUCGGCAGGCACCGGGGGGAUGUGGCGAUUCUACACAGAAGAUUCACCUGGGCUCAAAGUUGGCCCUGUUCCAGUAUUGGUUAUGAGUCUUCUGUUCAUCGCUUCUGUAUUUAUGUUGCACAUUUGGGGCAAGUACACUCGUUCAUAGAUUCAGUUACAUCCAUCUGUCAUCUGAAGAAGAAGGAAAAAACCCAACAUUUCUUGGACCAAAAGUAUAGUGACUAUCUGUUCAUGAGAGAAAUUUUCUGUAAGCUUGCUGUUUUACAGGGGAUUUAUCAGUAAUUGAUUUUGAGGAAUCAGUUUUUUUCUAUGGCUAAUAAACUUUUUAAUUCACUUA
Messenger RNA from Symphalangus syndactylus (siamang), 951 nucleotides. RefSeq names its product SEC61 translocon subunit beta (gene SEC61B). Gene Ontology annotation, cellular component: Sec61 translocon complex. Gene Ontology annotation, biological process: intracellular protein transport. Lineage: Eukaryota; Metazoa; Chordata; Mammalia; Primates; Hylobatidae. The record is from RefSeq and is a predicted model, not a curated record.